Messenger RNA from Juglans microcarpa x Juglans regia, 1491 nucleotides. RefSeq names its product receptor-like protein EIX1. Gene Ontology annotation, molecular function: protein binding. The record is from RefSeq and is a predicted model, not a curated record. NCBI's taxonomy places the organism in Eukaryota, Viridiplantae, Streptophyta, Magnoliopsida, Fagales, Juglandaceae. The transcript has 3 exons. Bases 1 to 1491 code for a protein of 496 amino acids.
AUGAAGCCUUCACAAAAAUGGCUUAUUACGGAGAGGAGAUUGUAUAAAGGACAAGUAUCCUUAAUUCCCAAAAGAAUAUCAUUAGCUGUUCAUGCAAGUAUUUCAAGAGCAGUAUGGCUAGUUCCCACGUCUCCAUUGCUCAUCUCUUUCUGUUUUUCUUCUUCCUCUUUCUGUUGGGAUCUCCUUGUUUGGAAUUUUAUUAAACACGCUUCAUGCACCGAAAGCCUGACUGUCAAAUGCUUAGAGAAGGAGAGGAAAACACUUCUUGCCUUCAAAGAAAGUCUUACAGAUCCAUCAGGUCGGCUCUCUUCUUGGGUUGGUGAAAAUUGCUGUACAUGGAUAGGCGUUGGUUGUGACAACAGAACAAGACAUGUCGUCAAGCUUGACCUCAAAAAUCCAGUUGAUCCAGUCUUUGACCUCGAAGCUUUCCAGAAAUCAUGCUUGGGGGGUAAGAUAAGCCCUUCUUUACUCGAUUUAAAGCUUUUGAGUUACCUAGACCUAAGCCUGAAUAAUUUUAAUGGAAACAAUAUUCCAACUUUUUUGGGUUCCCUUGAAAGUUUGAGGUAUCUUAAUCUCUCGUUUUCAUCUUUUGGUGGAGUUAUUACUCCCCAUCUUGGUAAUCUAUCACGGCUCCAAUAUCUGGACCUUAAUUCACUUUCAUUCUUUGGCCCCCUUUCAAGUCUGGAAGUCGAAAGCCUACAUUGGCUUGCUGGUUUUCCUUCCCUUAAGUACCUUAGCAUGAGUGUGGUAAGCCUCGAUAAAGCAUCAGAUUGGCUACAGGCGGUUAAUGUGCUCCCUUCCUUAUCGGAGUUACACUUGGGUGGCUGUGGACUUGUUAGUCUUCCUCAAACCAUUUACUCUAUUAACUUCACAGGGCUUUCUGUCCUUGAUCUCUCUUUCAACAAUUUUGACUCCCCAAUACCUCACUGGCUGUCAAAUCUGAGUGACCUUACAGUACUCAAUCUUGACGACAACUCCCAUUGCGGUGUCUUUUCUGGUACUACUGCAAUUUUUAAUCUACAUUCUUUACGUGAGCUUCAUCUUUCAUAUAAUUUCCAACUUGAAGGUCAGUUACCAUCUAGUCUGGGAAACCUGACCAACUUGCGUAUAUUGGAUUUAUCUAAUAACAAUUUUAUAGGAGAGAUACCGAGCUCAUUUGCCAACCUUUGCCAAUUGCAAACGUUUGAUCUAAAAGUUCCAACAACAGGCUCAAUUCCAUCUUCUGUUGGGAAAUUGUCAUCCUUGCAGAGACUUGACCUUUUCGGAAAUCAAAUGAAUGGAAGCAUUUCAGAAACAAUUGGGAAGCUAUCAAUGCUGGUUUUCUUGUACUUGGAUUCCAAUUUUUGGGAAGGUGCCUUAACUGAAGAUCAUUUUCAGAAUCUCUCUCGAUUAGAAGUAAUGGCUUUGUCUGUUCCAAAAUCCACCAAAUGGACAUUUGUCAUAAAAGUAAAUCAUGAUUGGCUUCCUCCUUUUAAGCUUAAGCGUCUCUGA